Molecule: messenger RNA, 2376 nt
Organism: Tachysurus fulvidraco (yellow catfish)
Lineage: Eukaryota; Metazoa; Chordata; Actinopteri; Siluriformes; Bagridae
Gene: dnajc5ab
Product: DnaJ (Hsp40) homolog, subfamily C, member 5ab
Exons: 6
Coding region: 328-924 (198 amino acids)
Biological process (GO): regulation of synaptic vesicle cycle
Cellular component (GO): intracellular membrane-bounded organelle; presynapse; membrane
Source: RefSeq, a predicted model, not a curated record
GUAGGGAAAACGGAUUCCCUCGCUGUGUUUCCGCCCCUGACGUCAGUGUACGAGUCCUUCCUCCAAAGCGAGGUGAAGCGAUUAUGAUCUCCGGUACAUGAAUGUGUGAAUAACGCCUCCUGAACACAAAACAAGAAACUCAGAAAGUAUUUCCAGCAAGACACAGACGACCUCUUGACAAGUUUAUCUUCCUUCCAAAGUUUUAAAGACAGAAAAUUGCAACGCUCGCCUCAGGAGCUGUAGAAGGAUAACAGCAAGGAGAGGCAGCAGUGUAUGUGUGUGGUUGUGAAGGAGUGUGUGUGUAUGGUGUUUGGGUGUGUGUAAGUAAUGGACCAGCAAAGACAGCGUGCUCUCUCCACAUCUGGGGAAACACUGUACCAGGUUCUCGGGGUUACUAAAAAUGCUACACCAGAUGACAUCAAAAAGUGCUACAGGAAACUUGCUCUGAAGUUUCACCCGGACAAAAAUCCUAAUAACCCAGAAGCAGCAGAUAAGUUUAAGGAGAUAAAUAACGCUAACGCCAUCCUCAACGAUCCCACCAAACGCAACAUUUAUGACCAGUACGGCUCUCUCGGCCUCUACGUGGCUGAGCAGUUUGGAGAGGAGAACGUUAACACAUACUUUGUGCUGUCCAGCUGGUGGGCCAAAGCGCUGUUUAUCUUCUGCGGCAUUGCGACCGGUUGCUACUGUUGCUGCUGCCUGUGCUGCUGCUGUAACUGCUGCUGUGGGAAGUGUAAACCACAGCCUCCUAUGGAAAACGAUCCUGAGUUUUAUGUCUCCCCUGAGGACCUGGAGGCUCAGUUAAAGGCAGAUGAGAAAGACGGAGAUCCCAUCGUGGUGCAGCCUUCCUCAGCUACAGAAACCACUCAGCUGACAGCAGAUGGUCACCACACCAGCUACCGUACCGACAGUGGACUCGACUAGACGACUCGCUCGCUUUCCCUCCUGUAGAACACCAGAGCAGCAGAGGGAGCCAUCCUGCGUCCUCCACCCAGGGACUGCUGUGAGGCCUGAACGAGUGGACAGGUGUCUGUGUCUCUCUGCUGUGCAAUGUCAAAACUCUCAAAGCUUAGGCUUGCCUCUGCUCAUGUAAUGGAGCACAGUUUUGUUUUUUCCUUUGCAGUCUGUUUGAAAGCCUUUCUCACGUCCCACAUGCGGUCCCACACACGAGCCUGCUCAGUCCUGUGUUUCUGUAGCUAGAGAACAUGUUCACUUGAUGCGGUCACAUGCACUCACCUCAAUCUAAUGCAUAGUUUUUCAGAAAUAGUCUUCAUUGUACUUGGAUAGGCAUUUAGAUUAAUUUAUUAACCUUCUCUUCAUAAGACAAAUCUCUUGAAUCUAAAUGACUAAAUUAUUGAUUCAUUUCUAAUAGAUUUAUGAACUUAGUUGUUUACAUUGAUUUUGAUUGAAUAGAGUAAUAGUUAAUCAUGUUUGGACCAUUUUAGCUCAAAUGUCUUUGGGUUCCUAUUUUAACGCACUAUUUAGCAAAGAAAAGUGUACACUGCCUGUUGUCUAGGCAGCUUGCAUCUGCAACUUUGGCUCCGAACCCCGACGCAUUUAUAGAUUUGAAUGAUUUGAAUUUGAAUGAUCGAGGUUUUGUGAAAAAUGGUAGUGUGUGUGUGCACAUCGCAUUUGGGGGGAGGGGCGGGGGCAUAUUUUAGUAUGUUACUUGGUGGACACCAAAUGCCCCCUCAGAGACACAGGAAUAUAUAACAAUGUCUUCACUUUGUGGGGACAUUUGGUUGGUCCUCAGGAGGAAAUCAUUAUUUAGAACACUUACUUUUGGAUAUUAUUGUGAAGCUUAGGGUUAGAUUUAGGUGUGAACAUAGCAUUUAUAAGCCGUGCUAAUAUUUACAUGGUCCUCACAAGGUGAGAGUGAGUGAGAGUGAGUGUGAGAGAGUGAGUGUGAGUGAGUGUGAGAGAGUGAGUGUGAGUGAGUGUGAGUGAGUGUGAGUGAGUGUGAGUGAGUGAGAGUGAGUGAGAGUGUGUGUGAGUGAGUGAGAGUGUGUGUGAGUGAGUGAGAGUGUGUGUGAGUGAGUGAGAGUAUGUGUGUGAGUGAGAGUGUGUCUGUGUGAGUGAGAGUGUGUGUGAGUGAGUGAGAGUGUGUGUGAGUGAGUGAGAGUGUGUGUGAGUGAGUGAGAGUGUGUGUGAGUGAGUGAGAGUGUGUGUGUGAGUGAGAGUAUGUAUGUGAGAGAGAGAAAUACAGCGCCAUCUGCUGAGGAAUGAGGACAGGAAACUUAACCUUGAUUGUGUAUCAAGUUUAUAGUUUUCUAAACACAAGUGGAAUCUGUCUUUCACUGACAUUUACUGAUCAGUUUACGAAGUAAAAUGUCUGAGAAAGAACAGAAAAACGGAUUUUUUUUUUUAAGCUUUUUU